Molecule: messenger RNA, 2130 nt
Organism: Cladophialophora immunda
Lineage: Eukaryota; Fungi; Ascomycota; Eurotiomycetes; Chaetothyriales; Herpotrichiellaceae
Exons: 2
Coding region: 1-2130 (709 amino acids)
Source: RefSeq, a predicted model, not a curated record
AUGCCCACCCCAGGGUAUGUCUUCCGCGAUGGCGGCGACACUCCUCCAGCAGAGGAGAAGCCUGAUUCAGAGUUCCGCCAGAGAAUCACCCAAGCCACGAAACCUCCUGCAGUGACUUCGAACGCUCCCCUGGCUCAGAACACCACCACAAGCCACCAACUAGCCACGGGAGCCACGGGAGAUCAUGAAGUCCAGGGCGCUGUCCAGAGGGCCGGUAAGGAGGACAGAACAACGAAUCUGGGAUGGCAAGCCAACGCUGUGGGUGUAGAUAACUUGGUCGGAGGCCUUCCCAAUGACGAGCUGUGGACGCUGAUCAGGAGAUUCAACAAGGCAAGUAUCUCAAAGCCUCCCAAUUUUGUGGAACAUACGCUUACCGCACUGCUAGCAAAUGCACCUCCCGGAGGAUUGGACCUCAACUCUGCCGACGACGAGGAAUUCUCCCCCGACAAACUCCGCUCAAACAUUGAACGUCUGUACAUGACCGUCAUUGUCGGGCUGAUUGCCUUUGGGAAGCACAUUGCAAGAUUGAGAUCAUGGCGCGAACCCCGUCGGACCGCUUGCUUCGCCGCUGUUUACUUUGUGGCUUGGAUAUUCGACUUCAUCGUGCCCACUCUGGUCGCCAUGGUUAUCGUCCUCAUCACUGUCCCGCGGUCUCGGAGUAUCUUGUUCCCUCCUGCACCUCUUGCACUGGUCAGCCAUAAGUCAGGUGGAGUCCAGAAACCAAAGGCCGGUGUGUUGGGCAGCCAUGACAGUGUCACUGGAGCACCCGAGAAAUACAAGGGCGAGGCUGUUGAGCAGGAGGCUAGUAACUUGGUCUCCGGCAUUGCCUCUGUAGCCAUCUCGAGCGCUGCUGGCCGGCAUGACCAAGCAAGCCCGGAUGAACAGGGCGGUAGCAAGACCUUGGAUAAAGGAAUGCCCGACCCAACCAAGAUCGCUACAGCCGCGGCAGAUGCUUCUUCGUCUGCUCAAGGCGGCGACCCGGAUGCUGUCCAGGACAAGACCAAGAAACCCAUGGAGGAUGCUGUGUGGAAACAAGUCCGCCCGAUCAUGCGUGGCAUCGGAGAGGCCUCUGACAUGUGGGAGCGUCUCGCCAACGCCUUGUCGCCCACUCCGCCCUUUUCCCAGAAGAAUCGUCUCCAGCUGGGCGCAAUCUUCGUGCCAAUUCUUCUGAUCUCUCUGAUCACUCCUGCCCAGUGGGUUAUGAAAGGAUCGACAUUCUUCGCCGGGUUUGGCUUUUUCUCCGACCCCUUGAUUAGACAAGGCAUUCAAUUGUUGAACGAGAAGAUCCCAGACUGGCCGAAAUACCUCGAGAUCCGCAACACUCUCCUCAAGGGCGUACCAACCAAUGCCCAGCUUACCGUCACUUUACUGCGCAUUGGCGAGGCCAACCGCGCUCCAUUACCGCCACCACCAAAGUCCUCUGAACCGCCACCAGACAAGCCAGCCGAGAUCGACAAAGAUGCUAUUACUGAGGGAGGCUUAGAUGCGUCGCACUCGGAGAUCGAAGAUGUCAUUACCGUUGACCAACCCAGCGGCACCGAAGCUACGGAAAUGCAAGAACCUAAGAAGAAGAAGGGCGGUUUCGGCGCCAAGAUACUGUCUGCAUUUAAGACUAGCACGGCCGGCGCAGUAGAGACCAAGCUGACUACAGACGCUGUUCGAGCUACCAUGGGUUCCGGCAAUGCGAAGGAGAAGUUGGGCGUGCUUCCAUCACGGGCAGAGAUGAAACGCAAGCCGAGGGAGGGGCCUGUGGCAUUCCGGGCGAGAUACCACGGUCGGAAGGGUGCCGUGUACAUUGACAGCUCCGUUUCGCCGCCGAGUGGCAGGAGACCGGCCUCACCGUGCGUAUAUUUCACGACACAUCUUGACGACGACGAAACUGUGGAGAGUAUGCCUCGCGACCCCGAUUGGGCAGUGUCCAUCACGGAUAUCGCGGAGGUGAAGAAAGUCGGUGGGCUCGGGUGGAAGGGUAAGAUCGUGGUCGGGUGGGCGACGGAGAGGGAGGUGAAGGAUGGAAUUGAGAUCGUGGCCAAGGAUGGGUCGGUGUACCGUGCGAUGGCUAUCAAGGAAAGGGACGAGCUGUUCAAUCGGUUGAUCUCCAUGGGCCAGCAAGUGUGGGAAAGCCAUUAG